AUGGCUUUUGGUUUGUUCUAAAUUGUCUGAUAAUCUGAUGCCUUCGCAACUCGCUCCCUUCUUUAUCGACUUAUUUAUGACGGACCAAAAAGCUAUGCAGAUCUUUUUGACCUUCAUUCCAAUCUGCACCACACCAUACGCGAGUCGCAGUUGGAAAGAUGGGGCCCACUGACGCUUUCUUUGGUACCGGACUAAUAAAAACUUUGUGACUGAGUGAUCGUAUUUGAUCCAACCUUUUCAACCUAUAUAUAUACACGACAGAAUAUAUGAUUGUCCAAAUCUGAGUGGGAAAAAUCCAGAGAUUUCUGCUUUCCUGUUUUUGUCUUUAAUUGUAUUCGAAGGGGUCAGAAUUGGGGUUGAGUUACAGGUUUUAUAAUGUUUUUCCAAGGGAUGAAUUCUCCCAAGCCAGAUGAGAGCUCCAAGCAUAACCAGGAUGUGGUUAUGCCGGGCUUCAGGUUUCAUCCUACGGAGGAAGAAUUGGUGGAGUUUUACCUUCGCAGAAAGGUGGAAGGAAAGCAUUUCAAUAUCGAACUUAUCACUUUUGUCGACCUCUAUCGCUACGAUCCUUGGGAACUUCCAGGUUUGGCUGCAAUUGGAGAAAAAGAGUGGUUCUUUUACGUGCCGCGAGACAGAAAGUACAGAAAUGGAGAUAGGCCAAACAGAGUGACAGCGUCAGGGUAUUGGAAGGCCACGGGAGCAGACAGGAUGAUCCGCGAUGACAACAAUUGUUGCAUCGGAUUGAAGAAAACGCUUGUAUUUUACAGAGGCAAAGCACCAAAGGGUAAACGCACCAGCUGGAUUAUGAACGAAUACCGCCUACCGCAGCUUGAAAUCCAAAGAACUCAUAAGAACGAACUGUCACUUUGCCGUGUAUACAAAAAGGCUGGAACAGGCGAAGACCGUCUUGAACCCAAGGAAUCUCACAACCUACCUGCAAAAGUAAAUGAAAAUGGUGAAUUUUCCUUAGCGGCAAUCACAGAGUCAUUUAACAGGCGCCCUUGUCAAGGCAAUUCAAGUGAAUUUGUCAGGCUACAAGAGUUGCCAGUGGCUUCAGCAAAUCAUAAUAACGAUGACAGAGAAAUGAGGUGCAAGUUAAUUGUGGAGGAAAGAUUUGCAAGUCAGAUGGAAUUUGCAGAUGCAGAGUUGGAGAACAUGCAGGCACGUAUUGCUACCGAAAGCGCGUGGAGUCGGGGGAUGGGCGAAGACGUUCAGCUGUGUUUGUAUCCGAGAGCUCCGCAUCCCACGCUGGAAGAUCUCUAUAAUCCAUGCCCACCACAACUUGUUGUUGCUUACAACACCAGCUUGCCGGCAUGCUCCGACAAAUUGUGGGAGUGGAACCCUGUAAGAAACAAUGGCGCACCCUGUUGAUUAUUUGCCAAUCUCACACAAUUUCUCUUUUCAUGAUAGCUUCGUCAAAGAUUUUUAAGUAACUAUACACAAACUAAUUUGAUCGCGACAUAUAUUGCCGAAUUUCUGUAGCUGUUUAAUUAAAUAGGAUGAAUAAUCAAUGUUGCACUUCUAGGAGAACUUGUGUAUUCAUAUCACAAUUGCUGACUGUCGAUAGACAAAAGCAGUCUUUUUUUUUUUCUUUUUUCUGUAAAGAUCAGUAUGAUCAAGACUGUCUCAAUGAUCAGAUUGUAGUAUCUGUGCUUAUUUGCUCAGUUUUCAUUUUAUACAAUUUAAUGACUUCCGAGAUUUUGAAA
Cryptomeria japonica (Japanese cedar) is the source of this 1703-nucleotide messenger RNA. RefSeq names its product NAC domain-containing protein 35. Gene Ontology annotation, biological process: regulation of DNA-templated transcription. Gene Ontology annotation, molecular function: DNA binding. The record is from RefSeq and is a predicted model, not a curated record. NCBI's taxonomy places the organism in Eukaryota, Viridiplantae, Streptophyta, Pinopsida, Cupressales, Cupressaceae. The transcript is spliced from 3 exons. Bases 376 to 1368 code for a protein of 330 amino acids.